This is a messenger RNA of Exophiala spinifera, 459 nucleotides long. RefSeq lists its product as uncharacterized. The record is from RefSeq and is a predicted model, not a curated record. NCBI's taxonomy places the organism in Eukaryota, Fungi, Ascomycota, Eurotiomycetes, Chaetothyriales, Herpotrichiellaceae. The transcript is spliced from 2 exons. The coding region runs from base 1 to 459 and encodes 152 amino acids.
AUGCCAUACGAUCUCAAAGGCCGUCGCGUGCUCGUGUGCGCAGGUAGUCGCGGCCUGGGCGCUUUGAUUUGCGAAAAGUUCGCCGCCGAGGGCUGCCACGUUAUGGUCAACUACCACUCGCGAGAAGACCGGGCGAGAGAGGUCGUAGAGAAAGUGCGUGCAUGCGGCGUACAAGCAUUCGCUAUUCACGGGCAAUCUCAUUCUCCCCUUUCAAUUGUCAUCCAGGACGCCGAACUGCCUGAAGACAAUGAUCGACUCGUCCGCGAAACUGUCGAAAAACUCGGUGGCCUUGAUAUCAUCAUUGCCAAUGCUGGAUGGACGAAAUUUUCCGACUGGAAGGACCUCCAUGCCCUAAGUCACGAUGAGUGGAAUAAGGUGAACAGACCCUCUUCCCCCUCGACGUUAUCCUGUCGCGCCGUGCCACCCACGCCGUACCCGACCAGAUACGUUGACUGUUGA